CCGUGGGUCGAGAAGUAUCGGCCCAACACUCUGGAGGAAGUGGUCCAUCAAAGCCAUAUCAUAGCAAUGCUGUCCAAGUAUUUGACAAACGAUUGUUUCAAUGAAUUGCCGAAUCUUCUGCUGUUUGGUCCGCCGGGAACUGGAAAGACAUCGACGAUCAUAGCUCUGGCCAAACAGCUCUUCCAAACACAAUACAAGAAUCGGGUCUUAGAGUUGAACGCUUCCGAUGAGCGCGGAAUCGCUGUCAUUCGGGAAAAAGUCAAGUCCUUUGCGCAACAGUCGGUGUCUUCGGCCUCGAAGUCGAUUCCGGCCAUAAAACUGAUAAUUCUGGACGAAUGCGAUUCAAUGACACGCGACGCCCAGUCGGCCCUCAGGAGGACUAUGGAAACGGAGGCGAAGACCACUCGGUUUUGUUUGAUUUGCAAUUAUGUUUCGCGAAUCAUUGAGCCGUUGGUCUCCCGAUGCUCUGUAUUUCGGUUCAAACUCUUAGACUCUGACCUUUCGGUGCGAAAACUGAGACAAAUUUCGGACUUAGAAACGGUCCGUAUUAGCGAUGAAGUGCUCUCUGAGUUGGUCUCACUGUCGGAGGGAGACCUGAGGCGAGCCAUCACUUUAUUACAGUCGGCGUCUCUUAUUAAAGAAGCCGACGAAGAGGUGACCAUCGAUGACAUACACGACGUGUCCGGUUAUAUACCCAACAGUUAUAUCGAAGACUUCGUAAGGAUUUGUCGGUCGAAAUCAUACGACAAUUUGAAAGAUUUUGUGACAGAACUCAUUGGUUGCGGUUAUUCUGGCGCUCAGUUUCUGUUGCAAACACAUCAAUGGCUCGUAGAUUGCGAUCAGUUAUUACUUUCAGACAUUCAAAAGUCUAUUAUAAGCGAAAGAAUUGCUUUCAAUGAUAAGCGACUUCUCGAUGGCGCCGACGAAUACCUUCAGAUCCUAGAUAUCGGCGCUCUUAUCAUAAGCACUAUUGACAGCCAAUAAUAGUUUAUGUAUUUUGAUUGUGUGAUC
Molecule: messenger RNA, 1011 nt
Organism: Medioppia subpectinata
Lineage: Eukaryota; Metazoa; Arthropoda; Arachnida; Sarcoptiformes; Oppiidae
Source: the annotation of a GenBank genome assembly